This is a messenger RNA of Hordeum vulgare subsp. vulgare (domesticated barley), 1720 nucleotides long. RefSeq names its product noroxomaritidine synthase 1-like. Gene Ontology annotation, molecular function: iron ion binding; oxidoreductase activity, acting on paired donors, with incorporation or reduction of molecular oxygen; monooxygenase activity. The transcript has a single exon. Lineage: Eukaryota; Viridiplantae; Streptophyta; Magnoliopsida; Poales; Poaceae. The coding region runs from base 13 to 1539 and encodes 508 amino acids. The record is from RefSeq and is a predicted model, not a curated record.
CUAGUGAUAACAAUGUUGAUUCCGUUCUGGCAGGAGCUGCUCAUCUCCACACUCGUGCUACUCGUUCCCAUGUACUUGUACUUUAGGUCUAGUGGUAGAUCAAAGAAUCCAGGAGCUCUCCCCAUAAACUGGCCAGUAAUGCACAUGUUCCCUUCCUUGCUGGCCAACGUCCACAACUUGCUCGACUAUUUCACCUUGGUUCUAGCUGGAUCAGGCCUCAACUUCAGAGCGCACGGCCCAGGCGGGGCCGGGAUGAGGUUCUUCGUUACCUGCGACCCUGCAAACAUCCGGCACAUCUUCACGAAGAACUACACCAACUUCCCCAAGGGCACGGAGUUCGCUGCCAUUUUCGACAUCAUGGGCGAUAGCCUCUUCAACGUCGACGGUCCGCUGGCUCUUCGUCCACGAGCGAAGAUCCAUACUGUACUCAGCAGCCCACGGUUGGUUGCUAGUAUGGAGGCUUCUUGCCGUGACAAGGUGGUGAGCGACCUCCUCCCGUUGCUUUCCCACAUGGCAAACACCGGCACAGUAUUUGACAUACAAGAACUGAUGUCGAGGUUUAUGUUUGACUUGGCCUCUACGGCUCUAUUUGGCGAGGACCCUGGCCUCCUUUCCAUAGACAUGCCUCACAUGGAUGUCUCGAUUGCCAUGGAUACGGUCAUGGAAGUAGGCUUUUUUCGGCACAUGAUGCCGGCCUGUUGCUGGAAGGCGAUGAGGUGGCUAAACAUUGGCCCUGAGAGAAAACUCGGUGCGGCGCACACAAUUCUACGAGACUUCAUCGCAAAGAUGAUCGAGCGGAGGAAUAUUAACAAAGGACAUGUUAAUAGUGAUCACGAACAAGAGGGUGUGGAUAUUUUCUCUUCCUACAUCAACGACCCAGAUUUUUCCGACUACGACUUUCUCCGUGCGGGGCUCAUUGGCCUCAUGCUCGCUCUGCGGGACACAGUUCGUACGACGCUGUCAUGGAUCUUCUACAACCUCGCCCAGAACCCUGAUGUUGUUUCAACCAUCCGCAAUGAACUUACACCAAUUGCACUACGCAAAGCAUCCACGGCUGUGGGUGACAUGGUGAUCUUUGAGCCAGAGGAGAUCAAAUCUAUGGUCUAUCUGCGAGCCACCUUGUACGAGACACUCAGGUUGUACCCACCAGCGCCUUUGGAGCGUAAGACGGUGGCCACUGACGAUAUCAUGCCGAGUGGCCACAAGGUACACAGCGGUGACACCAUUUUUGUUUCUAUCUACUCCAUGGGAAGAAUGGAGGGUGUGUGGGGUAAAGACUGCCUCAACUAUAACCCACACAGAUGGCUCUUGGAGGAUGGCAAACUCAGGUAUGUACCGUCUCACAAGUUCUUGUCCUUCAACUCGGGCCCGAGGAUAUGCCCCGGCAAGGACAUUGCAGUCAUGCAGAUGAAGAUCGUCGUCGCUACAAUAGUUUGGAACUUCGAUGUGGAGGUGACGGAAGGGCAGAGCAUCCGGCCCAAAUCGUCUUGUAUAUUGCAAAUGAAAAAUGGUCUCACAGUGAAACUAAAGAAGCGAUAAACCCAACAUUAGACUGUUUACAUAUUCUGCAUGACUAUUCCGAGGUUGAAGACCAGUAUUGUAUUUACAUAUGCGUGUUGCUAUAUAUGUAUACUCUCCGGAUAUUUAAUUUGGCUCUGCGGAGCAUAUGCUCCUGCGUGUUAAAAAUAUAUUUUACAAAUGUCAAAAAAAUGUAUACUCU